UUGAUUAAUCAAGCCGAGAAUGUUUAUGCGGAAAAGUUGACUUUUCCUCAUUUUCCGUCCUUUACCCUUUUCCUUUUUUAUACUCGAGUAAUGAUGAGAUGAUAUUUAUAUGAUCUCUCUCACUCCUACUUUCUCUCCCGUCGAUUCUCAAUUCCCUCUCUCACCAUGUCUUUCCUCCGUCGCCUUAUCUCCGGAACUCCAACAUCCUCCCCCUCCCCCUCCGUUCCUUCAACCCCUUCUUCACCCCCAGCCAAAGGAGAAGAAAUGCGUCUGGCGCCCGUGUCAAGAAUUCUCACACAUAAAGAACUGAAAACUAGGAAACGACGUAAUACUUUUAUAUUCUUUCUUGGGGGACUUUUUGGGUUGGUAGUGGCGGGGUUUUUCGCCGGCAGAAAUGAUUUAAUUGAGUUACCGGAAAUGUUGGAGGGGAUUACCAUGGAUAGUUUGAUGGAUGUAUUGCCCGCAGGCUUUGUGAAGGAUGCGAGGGAUUUGGCUGUAGGUGCUGGUUUUUCCGUAUUGUAUCCCUCCCUGGAUUUCGGGUGGGAGGUUGGAGAAGGGAAGAGGGGAAGAGGAGUGUCUGAUGGGAUCUAUGCUAACAAAUUUCUGUUUGUAGAAGGGAGAACGGGAAGCUGUGAAUUAUGAUUCAUUCUCUGUGGGAUUAUAUCUCAAAGCACAGGGAAUUCGUGCGAAUCAUUCGGUUAUUAUGGUUCCCGGUGUCAUUUCGACGGGAUUAGAGUCUUGGGGUACGACGAAUGCUUCAAGACCUUUCUUUCGCAAAAGAUUAUGGGGAAGUUGGAGUAUGAUGAGAGCAUUGGUUGCAGAUAAAGAUGAAUGGAAACGACAUAUCAUGCUAGACAAACGUACCGGAUUAGAUCCACCAGGAGUCAAACUGAGAGCCGCGCAAGGAUUCGAUGCCGCCGAUUUCUUCAUAACGGGAUAUUGGAUUUGGAGUAAAAUAUUGGAGAAUUUAGCCACCAUUGGUUAUGAUCCUACGAAUAGUUAUACGGCGGCUUAUGAUUGGAGAUUGUCGUAUGCAAACAUGGAAGUUAGAGAUCAAUACUUUACAAGACUAAAGACGCAUAUCGAAAUGGCAAAAAAGAUUUCAAAUAAGAAGGUGGUGUUGGUUUCACAUUCUAUGGGUGGUCAAGUGCUAUUUUAUUUCAUGCAUUGGGUAGCAUCUUCAAGUGGUGGAAAUGGUGGAGAUGAUUGGGUUGAUAACCAUGUUGAUUCUUGGAUCAAUAUUAGUGGAUGUAUGCUUGGAGCUCUCAAAGGAUUGCCAGCAGUACUAUCUGGAGAAAUGAAGGAUACAGCUCAACUCAACGCAUUUGCGGUUUAUGGCCUGGAAAAAUUUCUCAAUAAAGAAGAACGAGCGGAACUCUUCCGAGCCAUGCCGGGGAUCUCUUCUAUGUUACCCAUGGGAGGUGAUGCCGUCUGGGGUAACGCGACCUGGGCACCAGAUGACACCCCUGGCCAAGAAGUCAGCUAUGGACAAUUUCUGAAUUUUAAAAAUCAAAAUACUUCAACGGGAUAUCGCAAUCUUACAGUAUCACAAUCUUUAGAGUAUUUGUAUAAUACCACAGAAGAUUGGUAUCAUAAGGCAGUUGAGGGUAGCUAUUCACAUGGUGUAGCUCAUACUACUGCUGAAGUAGAAGCAAAUGAGAAUGAUCCAAGAAAAUGGAUUAACCCGCUUGAGACAAGAUUACCUCUUGCACCGAAUUUGAAAAUCUAUUGUUUCUAUGGUAUGUUGUUUUCGCCUCAGAAUUUCACUAGCAACGAUGCUAAUAUCUAACAGGAAUUGGCAAACCAACCGAGCGCUCCUACUUUUACAGACACUCGGAUAACCCCCUUUCAUCCCUCAACAUCACAAUAGAUACCGGCUUAACACAAGCUAACAUAGACCACGGAGUCAUUCUCGGCGAAGGUGAUGGGACCGUCAAUCUCCUGAGCGUAGGUUAUAUGUGUAACCGCGGCUGGAAAUAUCAUCGCUAUAACCCCGCAGGUGUAAAAAUUAAAACUUACGAGAUGCCUCACGAACCGGAUAGAUUCAGUCCUCGCGGAGGCCCAACUACAGGAGAUCAUGUGGAUAUCUUGGGAAGACAUAGUUUAAAUGAUUUAAUACUAAGAGUGGCGGCGGGUAGAGGUGAAGAAAUUCAAGAAAUGGUUGUUAGUAGGAUUGCUGAGUAUGCAAGGAAUGUUAAGAUUGAGGAGGAGGACAAGUAUAAGGUGGCGGAAGAUGAUGAAAAUAAGGAGGAAGAAAGAAGAGGAAGAGUGAGGGAUAAGAUUGAGGAGAAGGCGGAGGAGGUGAUGGAGACGCUGGAAAAUAUUAUCAAAGGAAAGAGUGAGAGUGAGAAUAAGAAUAAGGACGAGUUGUGAUUUUUUUUUGAUAUGAUGGAAGGGGAAUUUUGCUUUCUUUAGGGAUUGGGAUACGGUUGUACCUUUGAUAGAAUGGGUUUGGGAUGGAAGCAGGGGAUUGUACAUACGACUGGCACAACACUUAUGAUAUCGUACGAAACAUUAAGGAAUAAAGCAGUAGGAUCCGUAAGGAUGGGAAAGAACUUGGAGUUGGGCGUUUUUGGGAGAAAGAAAGAAUGGAAGUGGAGUUUGAUAUCAUAGGGGUGGUUUAAGCAGAUGUAUUGUGUAGAUUAUGAUACUUGCAAUAGGUACUGUUUAGAUAUUAGAUGAG
Sclerotinia trifoliorum is the source of this 2683-nucleotide messenger RNA. The record is from the annotation of a GenBank genome assembly. NCBI's taxonomy places the organism in Eukaryota, Fungi, Ascomycota, Leotiomycetes, Helotiales, Sclerotiniaceae.